Molecule: messenger RNA, 1171 nt
Organism: Colius striatus (speckled mousebird)
Lineage: Eukaryota; Metazoa; Chordata; Aves; Coliiformes; Coliidae
Gene: MED6
Product: mediator complex subunit 6
Exons: 8
Coding region: 72-812 (246 amino acids)
Biological process (GO): regulation of transcription by RNA polymerase II
Cellular component (GO): core mediator complex; mediator complex
Molecular function (GO): transcription coactivator activity
Source: RefSeq, a predicted model, not a curated record
GGGGCCGCUGCGCCGCGCUUCCGCUUCCCUCUGCCUCGGGCGGGGCGCCGCCGGAAGUGGGAGGCGCGGCCAUGGCGGCUGUGGACAUCAGAGAUAAUCUCUUGGGAAUUUCCUGGGUUGACAGCUCCUGGAUUCCAAUCUUAAACAAUGGGAGUGUGUUGGACUACUUCUCGGAGCGGAGCAACCCGUUCUAUGACCGAACGUGUAACAAUGAAGUCGUCAAAAUGCAGCGAAUGACCUUGGACCAUUUGAACCAGAUGGUUGGAGUGGAGUACAUCCUUCUUCACGCUCAAGAGCCUAUUCUCUUCAUUAUCCGAAAGCAGCAAAGGCAAUCUCCAACACAAGUUAUUCCACUGGCUGACUACUAUAUUAUUGCUGGAGUGAUUUAUCAGGCACCUGACUUAGGGUCUGUCAUCAACUCCAGAGUUCUCACUGCAGUGCAUGGAAUUCAGUCUGCUUUUGAAGAAGCGAUGUCUUACUGUCGCUAUCACCCAUCCAAGGGCUACUGGUGGCAUUUCAAAGAUCAAGAAGAACGAGAGAAAGCGAAACCAAAAGCCAAGAAGAAGGAAGAGCCAAGUUCUAUUUUCCAAAGGCAACGGGUAGAUGCAUUGCUUUUAGACCUAAGGCAAAAGUUUCCACCCAAAUAUGUUCAGCAAAAGCCUGGAGAGAAGCCUGUCCCAGUGGAUCAAAUCAAGAAGGAACCAGAACCAGCCCCUGAAGGUGUCAAGCCAGAGGAAAAAGAGACUGUAAAGAACGUUCAGCAGAGUGCUGGCACUAAAGGACCGCCUGAAAAACGGAUGAGGCUCCAGUGAAGGGAGAAGUUGUUACACAUCUGGAUUACUACCCAGAAAAUGAGAUUCUUGCUCCUCUUUCUUUAUAUUUAAGCAUUUCCACCAAGACUGAAGAGUCAGGGACUGAAAUCCCUGUAACAGCUACUUCUGUAGAAACCUGCCACACAAUUCCUAGGUCAGGAUGGGAGCUGCCUUGAAGAAGGUGUUCUCAGUCUUCUUAUUUUCAGUGUUGACUUCAGAGAGUGGUUUUUACAUGGACAUAUUUUGCAGCCUCAUGGAAUCUUUACAGACUCUUGUGUCUUGGUUUCCUAUGUAAAAAGAAAACAACCACUUCAAUAUAAAAAAUCUGAAUUCUUGGCAAAUAAAACAAGCUGCUCUGA